CUCAGGCCCAGGAAGAUCGCGGGCGGUCCCAGCGGGUCCUGGAAGCGCCGGCCGCGCCGGAACCCGGAGGCCGGAAACCAUGAGCGGCUUCCUGCGCUCCGGCUCAAGCAACUGGCGGCGGGCGGCCACCUUGGUGCUGGCGGCGGGCUGGGCGCACCCAGGCCCCGGAGCCCCGCCGCUGCCGCCGCUGCCGGCCGAGGGCUUCCGGCUGCUGCUGCUGCAGCGCUCCUCGCGGCAAGGCUUCCUGCCCGGGGCGCACGUCUUCCCGGGCGGCGUAGUGGACGCGGCAGACUGUUCGGACGAAUGGCUGCGCCUCUUCGCGCCGCACCACGGGCCGCCGCGCUUCGGCCUGAGUCCCGCGCCGCCCUCGCGCACCGCCUUCCCGGUGCUGCCCGCCGCGGAGGACCGCACGGGGCUGCCGGACGACGUGGCCUUCCGCAUCUGCGCCAUCCGCGAGACCUUCGAGGAGGCGGGCGUGCUGCUGCUGCGGCCCCGCGCUCCGCCGGCCGCCGGGCCCGAGCCGGGCCGCGCCCUCUCGCCGCCCGCCGGCCUGGACGCCUGGCGCGCCCGCGUCCGCCGCGACCCGCGCCACUUCCUGCGCCUGUGCGCGCACCUCGACUGCACCCCCGACAUCUGGGCGCUGCACGACUGGGGCGCCUGGCUCACGCCCUUCUCGCGGCGCGGCGGCCGCCGCUUCGACACGGCCUUCUUUCUGUGCUGCCUGCGUGAUCCGCCGCCCGUCUACCCGGACUUGGAUGAGGUGGUGGGCAGCCAGUGGCUGCACCAGUCUGCAUUCCCACCACACCUGCCCUUUAUGCUGAAUGACUCUCAACCCUUGGUGAUCUAUCCUGUUUAUUUACUAGUUCUCAGGUGGUCAUCUCCAUUAGAGGCAACUGAAAGUUUCAUAUCAAAAGAAAUUUGGUUGGCACCCCCACAGUUCUAUGAAAUAAGAAGACUGGAAAACUUUGCCUCUCUCUCGGACUUGCACAAGUUUUGUUUGGAUCAUGUAUUAGAAGGGGUGGAAAGAUGGAUGCCAAUCACAUUAUUAACUGCUGAUGGGUAUAUCUCACUUUUACCAGGAGAUGAACUGUACUUAGAAGAUUCAAACUUCUUAGAAAAUCACUUGUCCACUGAGAAGAAGACUGAAGAAAUCAUGAAGGAAGGCAAGACAUUUCACCGCAUAGUGAUACACAGUCGCCAUGUUUAUAGUAUCCAUGUGACUGUUCAGUCAAAGUACAAACACGUUUAUCCUAAGACCUAUGUAAUAAGUAAGAGCCAUUUGUAGUGCAUUGUUUACUUGUAAGCUGGCCUACUUGAAGUUGUCCUAGUAAAAAAUGAGGGAUAAAUAGACUUGCUUGGAACUUUAAGGAACUUAGUGCCUAUACCGUAAAAGUUAUAGUACAGUGUUUUGUAUUUCAAGUGUAUUAUGGAGCUCUCUGGCUUAUUUUGUCUAAACCUUACAGUGUCACGCAAGUAUAAAGUAUUAAUGAUAUUUUUACUAAAAUGAGAAAAAAAUUUCACAAGGGUUUCCACUUCUGUAUUGUUUUAUUAUUAAAAGUUUAAAUAAACUGUUUUACUGCCA
Molecule: messenger RNA, 1582 nt
Organism: Eptesicus fuscus (big brown bat)
Lineage: Eukaryota; Metazoa; Chordata; Mammalia; Chiroptera; Vespertilionidae
Gene: NUDT19
Product: nudix hydrolase 19
Exons: 4
Coding region: 80-1285 (401 amino acids)
Cellular component (GO): mitochondrion
Molecular function (GO): hydrolase activity, acting on acid anhydrides, in phosphorus-containing anhydrides
Source: RefSeq, a predicted model, not a curated record